Sphaerodactylus townsendi is the source of this 440-nucleotide messenger RNA. Its product is annotated as myotubularin-related protein 11-like. NCBI's taxonomy places the organism in Eukaryota, Metazoa, Chordata, Lepidosauria, Squamata, Sphaerodactylidae. The transcript is spliced from 4 exons. The record is from RefSeq and is a predicted model, not a curated record. The annotation marks the transcript as partial.
GAGAGCUCUGGUCCCUUGUUCAUGCACAGCGAUUAUGAUGUGGCCUUGCCUUGCAUCAGGAGGAUAGUGGCUGUCAACAGCUUUACAAAAGCCAAGGUGCUCAGCAGUACCUCCACCCUGAAGUUCAUCCCAGAGGAGCUAAUCAUCUACUGCAGGGAUUUCCGGGUGCUGAGAUUUCGGUUUCACGAGAGCGGUUUGGAACCCCAGGCUUUCCGGGUGACCAUGGCCAUCGCCCAGGCCCGGGAGAGCAGCAGCAGAGUCAAUGGCUUCGAACAGGCGGCUCUGAGGAAUCUGGGGAACAGCCAGUGGAAGAGGGAAGAGGAAGAGUUUCCCACGCUGCUCUUCGAGACCCUCCAUGACUGGGAGAAGGAGCUGAAGCGUCUGGGGACGCCUGGCUGGCGGGUCAGCCCGGUCAACGAGCGCUUUGACAUGGCCACCAG